AUGGCCUGGUUGGAGGAGUCCCUGGCGCAGGAUGCUCUUGCCGUACCUGCAGCGUUGCUUGCUCCCGAACCUCCCUCGGCUGCUGCUGGCUAUGCUUUGGUGUCCGCUGCUAAUGAUAGCAUAAAGCAAGGUGAGGGCCGUGAGGCUUGUUCGCAGCGGCUACUCAAUGCUGACGUGGCACAUGCUCUGCUAUUCACCACAUCCCCUCUGCCUCACUCGCCCUGCUGCCUGCCUCCUCUUCCCCUUUCUCUUGACAUGCCACCCCUGUCCCGUGCUGCUAAUCCCAGGUCCGCGUGCUCCCCCCUCGCCUCAGCCGUGCUAAUCCCUGUGACCACCGAAGCAGAUUUCUUCAAGCUCAGGCUCUACCCUCCCUCCACCAACCCCCCUCCUUCUUCUCACGCAGCAGGGUCGGCAUGCACCCCCCUGGCCACAGCCGUGGUGAUUCAAGUGACCACCGAAGCAGAUUUCAUCAAGCGCAGGCUCUACCCCCCGUCCACAACAGUAAUAUUAGAGCUUCAGAACCACGUCACUCUCAAGAGAGGGCUGCUGUUCGGCCCCAAGUAUGCGUGCAUCGUGCUGCUGUUGAGUGACCUUUCUUGCCGUGGUGAUCCCAUGCUGCAGCGUGAGGUGCUGUGUGCAGUGGUAUCUGGUGGUAUCUGGAUGUCACAGCCGUUCCGAGCCUACUCACAAGCGUGCCCCGGGGAGAUCCCUGACGUGGGAACAGACAUCAUCUGCCCUCUCAUCCACGUUUACCGCUCCUACGGUGUUCAGAUCGUCAAGGGUUACACCUUCGGCCGCGUGGACGUGGUGCGAACGAUGCACAGCCGCAUCGACAGUAUGAGGAUGACAGGAGUGUCGGAUUUUAAGCGGGGCAACGGAGUGAUCCGAGUGAUGCUGUCGGGGUAUGGGCCGCUGCUGGUGCGCGCAUACGUCUACAUCACCAACAAUGAGAUCUAUGGCGCCUACCUGCCAGUGAUGUUUCAGUUGGGAGUGGUGGGAGCAGUGUUUAAAAACAACUACGUGCAUGACUAUGUGUGGGCCGCCAUCGUGUGUGGCAACAUGGUGCACUCACAGGGCGAUUGCAUGCUAACUUCAAUCUCAAACAACCUUGUUGUGGCCAAGGGCCGGAACCUGACAGGGGGUGGUGACGCGACAGGGAUAUACUACGUAACGCACUGGAAUAACCCGGGUAAUUUGGCGGAGUGCAACUACAUAAUCGGGGGUGACCACUGCUACUACCUGGACUAUGCCAGCUCGGGUGUGACUAUACGCGGAGGGGCUUGUAUCGGGACGGUGGAUGGCAUGAAGGUUAACAACGGGAAAUGGAACCUCAUUCAGCACGUGGUGAUGAAGGGCACGGAGGGCACGCCGGGGUGGUGCGCGUGCCUCACUGCCACCAUCUGCAAUUGCCUCAAGGACCCGGGCAACUACUGGGACCGCAUGCGAGCCAAGUACUACAGCACUGCCGUGUUUCAGCAG
Molecule: messenger RNA, 1479 nt
Organism: Closterium sp. Naga37s-1
Lineage: Eukaryota; Viridiplantae; Streptophyta; Zygnematophyceae; Desmidiales; Closteriaceae
Source: the annotation of a GenBank genome assembly